AUGAAUAAUUGGCAACCAUCAUUUGUUAAUUCUGUGGAUUUAACAGAACAUUUAAAAAAAUCAUAUUUUAGAUACGAUGAUAAAGAAAAACAAAUUAGUAAAAUUGUCUUUGAUGAUUUUGCAAAUUUGAUUUGGUGUGGUGAUACUUAUGGUAGAGUGUCUUCUUAUGAUAUCAAUUCUCAAUUAUACACUAGAUGUACUUCUCAUAUUGGUGCGAUUCCGGUUAAUGAUAUUUUAAUACGUAAAGAAGGAAUCAUUUCAUUAUGUGACGAUUCUAUUCAUAUUUCAAAUAGAAGAGGUGUAACAAUAUCAAGUAUUACAAGUAUGGAAUUAUCUGUGUUGACAGGUUUGAAAACUAUGUGUUUUAAUUCGAAUGAUUCUCAAAAUUCAAUUUAUUGUGCUGGCAAUAAUACAAACACAGGUAUCAUUUCAAUUGACUUGAAUAAAAAUUGUCUAUCUUCAAUGAUCGACUAUAAUCCAAAAGUUAAACUUUUAUGUACAAGCAAUAAAAUCAUAUCUAUUGGUAAACAAUCAGGUUCAAUUGAUUUAUUAGAUCCAAACUCAAAUCAUAUUAUCAAAUCAUUUGCAGGUCAUUCUGCUACCAUAUCAGCUAUGGAUUCAAGGGAUUAUACUUUAACUACAGUAGGGAAAUCAAAGCGUUUCAAUAACACGUAUGCAGAUCCUUUUGUAAAUGUAUACGAUUUAAGGAUAAUGAGACAACUACCGCCGAUUUCGUUUUCAAAAGGAACUUCAAUGGGUUCAGGAGGUGCUGAUUUCGUUAGGUUACAUCCAGUAUUACCAACAAUAAUGACUGUAGCAUCCGAUCAAGGAUCUUUUGAUUUCGUUGAUUUAUCAAACCCAAUAUUGAGAACCCAAUAUGUACAUCCUUGCAAGUCAAUUAAAGCGAUGGAACUCUCUCCAAAUGGAGAUCAUAUUGCAUUUUUGAAUAGCGACAACACUCUAAACCUUUGGUCACGUUCUGGUGGUAGUACAAAUUGUACUAAUAAACCAGAACCAUUGGAAUAUCCGGAAUAUAUUAAUGAUGGUGUAAACUCAGGUUUAACAUCAAUUGAUAAUUUUGAUUAUCCAUUAAGUUCUGUCGGUAUGCCAUAUUAUAAUGAAAAAUUACUCUCUGCAUGGCCACAAGUAAUCUUCCACAGUAACGGUACAAUUCCCAAAGCUAUAGAUUCGAACUCACUACAAUCCCCUAAAGUCAAAAAUCCGACUUUAAAUUCAAGAACAAGUUCAACCCAAACUGCUAAUUCUCAUUUAGCUUCAAAGCAAUACCCACUAUUAAGGUAUAAUAAAUCAAAAUAUGGACAUGGUAAUGUCGCUGAAACGUAUGUAUCACUAUCUGAGAUAAGAAAGAAGCAAAAUACAAAAUCUACUUUUGCAAAUAAAGCCACUACAUCCGGUAAUGGGAAUGGGAGUCAAUCGGAUGAAUUAAGCGAUAUAUUAAGGGUCAAACCAGAAAGAGAUAAUGAAAUACCUCCUGCAUAUACAAAAUUACAAUUAACACAUGGUAAAUAUGGUUCAGAUAAUUUCGAUUUCAAAGCAUUUAAUCAAACUAAAUACUCAGGUUUAGAUACCGAUUUGGACCAUCCAUAUAUUAAUCCAAUUGUUCAACUGUAUAGAUUUGUUCCGGAAAUAUUUAAUUUCAUUGUUGGAUGUUUAAAAUAUGAAAACUUCAGUCCGAACUCCAUUUUAACAGAGUUAGGUUAUCUUUACGAUAUGAUGCAAAGAUCAGAAGGUAGGGUAUGUUUAACGUCAAACUUACAAGCUACAUUAGAUAUAAUAGAGGAAAAUAAUUCCUUCAAGUCAACUGGUUUUACUUCAUCCAAGCAGUCUAAAAAAUCAAAUAUAGAGAUAAAUUAUCAAACUAUUAAUGACACGCCUAUGAAUAAGAAAACCUCUGUUGGCAGUAACGAGAACUUAAUGACAAGCACAAUACAAAAUUUUAAUGAAUUUCUAUUAGACCACUUAAUGACUGACGAAUUACAAAGAAACAUACAUAGUAUAACGUUAGAAGAAGCAUUUGGAUUUCAUCUAGAGACAAAUAUUUCAUCUAGUUGUCUACAUUACGAAAAGAAUACUAGCAUUGUUCCUACAUUGACAGUUUGUUCACCAAUAAAGAAUAAUUUGAAACAUAAUGUAAGGAAAUUAAACAAUCAAACAAUAUUACCAUAUAUAGAGUCCUCAAUGAAGAGAACCGCUUUGAUGCAAAGCACGUGUGAGGUUUGUAAUAAACAAGAACUUGUAGAGUAUGAAAGUAUUAUCAAGAAUUUGCCUCCUGUUUUAUCAUUGAAUUUAUUAUUAUCUGAUUUUGAAUGGGGUAUCGCCAAAACAGUGAAAGACUGGCUAACGUUAGAAUUCCAUGCAACUAUCUCUAAAGAUAAAGCUGUAUUGAAGAACCAUCCUGGUGAACUGAAGACAUCCAAUCCAAUUUUCAAAUAUGAAUUGAGUGGUUACAUUGCGAGAAUAACCGAUACCAAUGGUGAAUCUAGAUUGGUUACAUAUUCAAGAGCAUUUGAUGCGAACUCGAAGCGUUUCAAAUGGUACAUGUUCAACGACUAUUUAGUGGUAGAAGUAGAAGAAGAAGAGGCUUUGAAUAUUUCGUAUUGGUGGAAAACAAUAGAAACCGUAAUUUAUUGUGAUUCCGAAGAAAUUAGGAAACCAUUUUUAUCGGUUGAUAGUUAUCCAAUAAAUUAUAAUAUACUUUAUCGUGACCAUUUUGCAAACGGAAUCAGAAAAGAUGUUAUCAAACAAUACACGCUAUUGAAUAAAGAUGAUGAUAAAGACGUACCAAAACCAGGAACUCUAGUAGCAAUCGAUGCUGAAUUUGUAGUUCUUAAUGAAGAGAUCAGUGAAAUUGAUUGUAAAGGUAACAAGACUAUUAUCAAACCUAAAAAGACAGCUCUAGCUCGUGUUUCCAUUUUAAGAGGCGAUGAAGGCGAUAAAUUUGGUGAACCAUUUGUUGAUGAUUACAUUGUUAACAAUGAUCGAAUUGAAAAUUAUGUGACGAAAUAUAGUGGUAUAGAACCUGGUGACUUAGACAUCAAAUAUAGUUCCAAACAGUUAGUGAAUAGAAAUGUUACCUAUAGAAAGAUUUGGUUACUAAUGCAAAUGGGAUGUGUGUUUGUAGGACAUGGGUUAAAUAAUGAUUUCAAACAAAUUAAUAUUAACAUUCCAAACAACCAAAUCAGAGAUACAUCUAUUUAUUUCUUACAAGGUAAGAGAUAUUUAUCACUGAGAUACUUAGCGUUUGCAAUCUUGGACAGUAACAUUCAAGAAGGAAAUCAUGAUUCAAUCGAAGAUGCAUUCACAGCAUUAGUCCUUUAUAAGAAAUAUUUAAGCUUAAAGGAAAACAAUACCCUGAAUCAUGUACUAGACGUCAUCUACGAGGAAGGAAGAAUCACCAAUUUCAAAGUUCCAGAACUGACCAGAUAG
Tetrapisispora phaffii CBS 4417 is the source of this 3447-nucleotide messenger RNA. RefSeq names its product poly(A)-specific ribonuclease (gene PAN2). The record is from RefSeq and is a predicted model, not a curated record. Gene Ontology annotation, cellular component: PAN complex; P-body. NCBI's taxonomy places the organism in Eukaryota, Fungi, Ascomycota, Saccharomycetes, Saccharomycetales, Saccharomycetaceae. Gene Ontology annotation, molecular function: nucleic acid binding; protein binding. Bases 1 to 3447 code for a protein of 1148 amino acids. Gene Ontology annotation, biological process: nuclear-transcribed mRNA poly(A) tail shortening. The transcript has a single exon.